Messenger RNA from Pan troglodytes (chimpanzee), 3239 nucleotides. It is a transcript of the gene PARP2, whose product is annotated as poly(ADP-ribose) polymerase 2. The transcript has 16 exons. Lineage: Eukaryota; Metazoa; Chordata; Mammalia; Primates; Hominidae. Bases 1420 to 3132 code for a protein of 570 amino acids. Gene Ontology annotation, biological process: double-strand break repair; protein poly-ADP-ribosylation. Gene Ontology annotation, molecular function: NAD+ poly-ADP-ribosyltransferase activity. The record is from RefSeq and is a predicted model, not a curated record. Gene Ontology annotation, cellular component: nucleolus.
ACGGAGUCUCACUCUGUCACCCAGGCUGGAGUUCAGUGGCGGGAUCUCGGCUCACUGCAACCUCCGCCUCCCGGGUUCAAGCGACUCUCGUGCCUCAGCCUCCCAAGUAGCUGGGACUACAGGCGCCCGCGACCACGCCUGGCUAAUUUUUCACUUUUUUUUUUUGUAAUAGAGACGAGGUUUCGCUAUUUUGCUCAGGUUGCUCUAUAACAGAUACUAUGCUAUCCUAACAAUAUGUUUCUAAAUGAUAUUAGUGCCAAAACCAGGAUUACCCAGUGAUUUUGUUAAUACAGGCUUAUUGAAUCGGAGGGUCUGGGGUGGGGAAUUUGCUUUAAGUAUGCAGUCCCCAUACUCGGUGAUUCUCAUGAAGCCAAACAUUUGGGCGCCCCUCACCUAAUGUCACCAAGAACCAGAAGACAAAUUAGAAUUUUCGUGGGCUUCCUGCCCCAUGGUUCCCUCUGUUCCCAAAGGGUUUCUGCAGUUUCACGGAGCUUUUCACAUUCCACUCGGUUUUUUUUUUUUGAGACUCGCUCUGUCGCCCAGGCUGGAAUGCAGUGGCGCGAUCUCGGCUCACUGCAAGCUCCGCCUCCCGGGUUCACGCCAUUCUGCUUCAGCCUCCCAAGUAGCUGGGAUUAUAGGCGCCCGCCACCACGCCCGGCUAAUGGCUAAUUUUUUGUAUUUUUUUUUUUUUUAGUAGAGAUGGGGGGGCGGUUUCACCGUGUUAGCCUGGAUGGUCUCGAUCUCCUGACCUUGUGAUCCGCCCGCCUCGGCCUCCCAAAGUGCUGGGAUUAUAGGCGUGAGCCACCGCGCCCGGCCCGGUUUUUUGUUUGUUUGUUUUUUUUUCCAAAAAUGGGCGGAGGAGAGUAGUCUGAAUUGGGUUAUGAGGUCCCCUGCGGGGUACCUCACCUCAGCCAUUGAACUCACUUCGCUGGCCGUGAGUCUGUUCCAAGCUCCGGCAAAGGAGGCAUCCGCCGGGCCCCUCCCCGAAGGGCGGGGUCCACGGCAUCUCCUGCCCAGUCUGACCUCGCGUGGAGCCCCGUUCUCUGGGAACUCACCUCCCCGAAGCUCAGGGAGAGCCCUGUUAGGGCCGCCUUUGGCCCUAGUCUCAGACCUUCCCAAGGGACAUGGGAGUGGAGUGACAGGACGCACUCAGCUCGUGGCCCCACUGAUGAGCUUCCCUCCGCCCUAUGGGAAAGGGUGGUGCCACACAGAACUUAUAAGACUCCCAUAUGCAAAGACAUUUCACGUUUAUGGUGAUUUCCCAGAACACAUAGCGACAUGCAAAUAUUGCAGGGCGCCACUCCCCUGUCCCUCACUGCCAUCUUCCUGCCAGGGCGCACGCGCGCUGGGUGUUCCCGCCUAGUGACACUGGGCCCGCGAUUCCUUGGAGCGGGUUGAUGACGUCAGCGUUCGAAUUCCAUGGCGGCGCGGCGGCGACGGAGCACCGGCGGCGGCAGGGCGAGAGCAUUAAAUGAAAGCAAAAGAGUUAAUAAUGGCAACACGGCUCCAGAAGACUCUUCCCCUGCCAAGAAAACUCGCAGAUGCCAGAGACAGGAGUCGAAAAAGAUGCCUGUGGCUGGAGGAAAAGCUAAUAAGGACAGGACAGAAGACAAGCAAGAUGAAUCUGUGAAGGCCUUACUGUUAAAGGGCAAAGCUCCUGUGGACCCAGAGUGUACAGCCAAGGUGGGGAAGGCUCAUGUGUAUUGUGAAGGAAAUGAUGUCUAUGAUGUCAUGCUAAAUCAGACCAAUCUCCAGUUCAACAACAACAAGUACUAUCUGAUUCAGCUAUUAGAAGAUGAUGCCCAGAGGAACUUCAGUGUUUGGAUGAGAUGGGGCCGAGUUGGGAAAAUGGGACAGCACAGCCUGGUGGCUUGUUCAGGCAAUCUCAACAAGGCCAAGGAAAUCUUUCAGAAGAAAUUCCUUGACAAAACGAAAAACAAUUGGGAAGAUCGAGAAAAGUUUGAGAAGGUGCCUGGAAAAUAUGAUAUGCUACAGAUGGACUAUGCCACCAAUACUCAGGAUGAAGAGGAAACAAAGAAAGAGGAAUCUCUUAAAUCUCCCUUGAAGCCAGAGUCACAGCUAGAUCUUCGGGUACAGGAGUUAAUAAAGUUGAUCUGUAAUGUUCAGGCCAUGGAAGAAAUGAUGAUGGAAAUGAAGUAUAAUACCAAGAAAGCCCCACUUGGGAAGCUGACAGUGGCACAAAUCAAGGCAGGUUACCAGUCUCUUAAGAAGAUUGAGGAUUGUAUUCGGGCUGGCCAGCACGGACGAGCUCUCAUGGAAGCAUGCAAUGAAUUCUACACCAGGAUUCCGCAUGACUUUGGACUCCGUACUCCUCCACUAAUCCGGACACAGAAGGAACUGUCAGAAAAAAUACAAUUACUAGAGGCUUUGGGAGACAUUGAAAUUGCUAUUAAGCUGGUGAAAACAGAGCUACAAAGCCCAGAACACCCAUUGGACCAACACUAUAGAAACCUACAUUGUGCCUUGCGCCCUCUUGACCAUGAAAGUUAUGAGUUCAAAGUGAUUUCCCAGUACCUACAAUCUACCCAUGCUCCCACACACAGCGACUAUACCAUGACCUUGCUGGAUUUGUUUGAAGUGGAGAAGGAUGGUGAGAAAGAAGCCUUCAGAGAGGACCUUCAUAACAGGAUGCUUCUAUGGCAUGGUUCCAGGAUGAGUAACUGGGUGGGAAUCUUGAGCCAUGGGCUUCGAAUUGCCCCACCUGAAGCUCCCAUCACAGGUUACAUGUUUGGGAAAGGAAUCUACUUUGCUGACAUGUCUUCCAAGAGUGCCAAUUACUGCUUUGCCUCUCGCCUAAAGAAUACAGGACUGCUGCUCUUAUCAGAGGUAGCUCUAGGUCAGUGUAAUGAACUACUAGAGGCUAAUCCUAAGGCCGAAGGAUUGCUUCAAGGUAAACAUAGCACCAAGGGGCUGGGCAAGAUGGCUCCCAGUUCUGCCCACUUCGUCACCCUGAAUGGGAGUACAGUGCCAUUAGGACCAGCAAGUGACACAGGAAUUCUGAAUCCAGAUGGUUAUACCCUCAACUACAAUGAAUAUAUUGUCUAUAACCCCAACCAGGUCCGUAUGCGGUACCUUUUAAAGGUUCAGUUUAAUUUCCUUCAGCUGUGGUGAAUGUUGAUAUUAAAUAAACCAGAGAUCUGAUCUUCAAGCAAGAAAAUAAGCAGUGUUGUACUUGUGAAUUUUGUGAUAUUUUAUGUAAUAAAAACUGUACAGGUCUA